Bufo bufo (common toad) is the source of this 1632-nucleotide messenger RNA. It is a transcript of the gene NOC4L, whose product is annotated as nucleolar complex associated 4 homolog. Bases 19 to 1596 code for a protein of 525 amino acids. Gene Ontology annotation, cellular component: nucleolus; small-subunit processome; Noc4p-Nop14p complex. The record is from RefSeq and is a predicted model, not a curated record. The transcript is spliced from 15 exons. Gene Ontology annotation, biological process: ribosome biogenesis. Lineage: Eukaryota; Metazoa; Chordata; Amphibia; Anura; Bufonidae.
UCCUACACGUGGGCAAACAUGGCGGCGCGCAAGGAAAAGCGUGCAAAGCGGGUCCGGGGCAUGGACGGCGUGUCCGUGAGGCAGGAGCUGGACACGAAGCUCAGGGAGGUGCUGCAGAGCCGGGCAAAUGCCAACUCGGUGUUUGAUAUCCUGGAACAUCUGGAGUCUGAAAAUAAAGAUGAUGUUCUUGCUGCCAUCCGGACCUGUUCAAAGCUCUUUGAGUCUUUACUGGAGAAAGGAGAACUUCAUAUUGGGGACCUUCCAGCGGAAGAUGAGAGCUCAUCAGAUUCACUGAGCGCAGAAGAGAAGUACAAAAUAUGGAUUAGGCACCGGUACAACAGCUGCGUGUCCUGUCUGGUGGAGCUUCUGCAUGCUGCUUCUUUCCAGGUUCAGGAACUGGCGUUGUGCAUGCUUAUGAAAUUUGUUCAGCUGGAAGGAAAGUUCCCCUUGGAAAGUGCCAGUUGGAAAGAUAGUUACUGGUUUCCACGUCGUUUGUUGAAGCUUGUUAUAGAUAGAUUGCUCCAAGAAGAGAAGGAUUCUUCUUCUCUAAUAUCUAGGUUCCAAGAAUUCCUGGAAUAUGAUGACGUCCGAUACUACACCAUGUCUGUGAUCAAUGAAAGGAUUGCACAAGUCUCCCAGAACACUAAGGAGCCCUUAAAUUCUACAUUCUUGAACAAUGGCUUUGGUCUCCUGUCAUCCAUUAACAUGCCAGUUGAAAGCAAAUUAUCCAACUUCCUCCUAGCACCAAAAGAAAAAGUAGAGGACUGGAAGCCAGCAAAACUGAAGGAACACAAGAAGGCCUUUGAGAGAGUCUGGAUGGGCUUCCUGAAGCACAAGCUAUCAGUGAGUCUGUACAAGAAGGUGCUUUUAAUCCUCCAUGAGUCCAUAUUGCCUCACAUGAGUAAAGCCGCUUUGAUGAUAGACUUUCUUACGGCGGCUUACGACGUUGGUGGAGCAAUAAGUCUUCUUGCGCUAAAUGGGCUUUUUGUACUGAUUCACCAGCAUAAUUUAGAAUACCCAGAUUUCUAUAAAAAGCUUUAUUCACUUCUGGAUCCUUCAGUGUUUCAUGUGAAAUAUCGAGCCCGCUUCUUUCAUUUGGCCAACUUGUUCUUGUCAUCCACGCAUUUACCUGCUUACCUUGUUGCUGCCUUUGCCAAGCGCCUUUCGCGGCUAUCCAUUACAGCACCCCCACAAGUCCUGGUGAUGAUAAUUCCUUUUAUUUGCAAUCUGAUCCGGAGACAUCCAUCUUGUCGACCCCUUAUACAUCGACCCUCGGCUGAAGGAGGUAUGGCAUCAGAUCCGUUUAUCAUAGAGGAGCAAGAUCCAGCUAAAAGUCGCGCUUUGGAAAGUUCUCUUUGGGAGAUAGAGGCUUUACAGAAUCAUUACUACCCAAACAUUGUGAGAGCUGCCAAUGUAAUUAGCCGGGCCUUGUCCGCACAAGAGAGUGACAUUUCUGAGCUGCUGGAGCUGUCCUCCUAUGAGCUUUUUGAGCAGGAGAUGAAGAAGAAAUUCCAUACCGUGCCUUUGGAGUUUGAACCUGUUCAAGGUCUUCUUGGCAAGAAGCUUGAUAUCACCGCUGACCACUUUUCUUUAUAACUGGAAACCUAUCCGUUUUGUUUAUGUAUUGCAAGA